Messenger RNA from Paramecium octaurelia, 589 nucleotides. Lineage: Eukaryota; Ciliophora; Oligohymenophorea; Peniculida; Parameciidae. The record is from the annotation of a GenBank genome assembly.
AUGGAUUUCUCUGAUUUCAAAAUGUAUAGAUUAUAUGAAAUUAUAAUUAAUAAAGUUCAAACGACUCUUAAAAUAUCAGUAAUUUAAAUCAAAUAUAUUUAAGAAUAUUCUUUAAUUUUAUUGGAUUUCAGCAAGAUGCUUUAAAAUGGUCAUCAUUUUGAACAACCCUGCCGUGUAAUUGAAUACAAAGCAGCCCAUUAAACUUGGAUAAAUUUAAUUAUCCGUAUUAAUACAUAAUAAUGACUUUAAAAUUGCAAAUCUUUUUUCAUCUCUAAUUAUAAAAUUUGUAAUUAUUUGCAAACCAUGCACUAAUUUUUACCCAACUAACUCAUCUUUGAUUCCUAUUCGCCAAUCAGUUACUGGAAUGCAUACUAAAAUCUACAAAACUCCUAUUACAACAAUUAUUAUGCUUAUCAAUAAAUGGCUUACUCACAACCUUUCCCAUGUUAUUAAUAGAAGCUCCAAUAAAAUUUUGAAUAAGGUAACACUUUCCUCCUAAAUAUAUCUAGUACAUUAUCAGGAAGACCCAAUUUCCACUUAAGGCACCAGAAGAUCGAUUGUAGAAUAUUCAGAUGUGACACCCCAAAUC